GGCCAGCAGCGGCCCGGCCCGGCCCGGCGCGGCGGCGGCGGCGACGCCAGAGCCCGAGGGCGUCGUUCGCGAGGCCGCCGCGGGAGCCCGGCCGCAGCGCGGGGAGGCCUGGGGCCUGGAGGCCGCCGCUGCCGCCAUGCCGCUGCUCUUCCUGGAGCGUUUCCCUUGGCCCAGCCUCCGCACUUACACGGGCCUCAGCGGCCUGGCCCUGCUCGGCACCAUCGUCAGCGCCUACCGCGCCCUCAGCCAGCCCGAGGCCGGGCCCGGGGAGUCGGAGCCACCAACGGCCGCGGUGCAGACGGAGCCGGCCGUACCCGCCCGGCCCAGCGCCGGCGGUCCCCGGGCCCGCGACGUGGCCCAGUACCUGCUCUCGGACAGUCUGUUCGUGUGGGUUCUAGUAAAUACUGCAUGCUGUGUUUUGAUGUUGGUGGCUAAGCUAAUCCAGUGUAUUGUGUUUGGCCCUCUUCGAGUGAGUGAGAGGCAGCACCUCAAAGACAAGUUCUGGAAUUUUAUUUUCUACAAGUUCAUUUUCAUUUUUGGUGUGCUGAAUGUGCAGACGGUGGAAGAGGUGGUCAUGUGGUGCCUCUGGUUUGCUGGACUUGUAUUUCUACAUCUGAUGGUUCAGCUCUGCAAGGACCGAUUUGAAUAUCUUUCCUUUUCUCCCACCACACCCAUGAGUAGCCACGGGCGAGUUCUGUCUCUGUUGAUCGCAAUGCUGCUUUCUUGCUGUGGAUUGGCAGUCGUCUGCUGUGUCACAGGCUACACCCACGGGAUGCACACGCUGGCUUUCAUGGCAGCAGAGUCUCUUCUUGUGACAGUGAGGACUGCUCAUGUGAUUUUACGAUAUGUAAUUCACCUCUGGGACCUCAACCAUGAAGGGACAUGGGAGGGAAAAGGAACCUAUGUCUAUUACACAGAUUUUGUCAUGGAGCUCACUCUCUUGUCCCUGGACCUCAUGCACCAUAUUCACAUGUUGUUAUUUGGCAACAUCUGGUUAUCCAUGGCCAGCUUGGUCAUCUUCAUGCAGCUGCGUUACCUAUUCCACGAAGUGCAGCGUCGGAUCCGCCGGCACAAGAACUACUUGCGUGUGGUUGGCAACAUGGAGGCCAGGUUUGCUGUGGCAACUCCGGAGGAGCUGGCUGUCAACAAUGAUGACUGUGCCAUCUGCUGGGACUCCAUGCAGGCCGCGAGGAAACUGCCCUGCGGACAUCUUUUCCACAACUCCUGCCUUCGUUCCUGGCUAGAACAAGACACCUCCUGCCCAACAUGCAGAAUGUCUCUUAAUAUUGCUGACAAUAACCGGGUCCGGGAGGACCAGCAAGGAGACAACUUGGAUGAGAACUUGGUGCCUGUAGCAGCCGCCGAAGGCCGACCUCGCCUAAACCAACACAAUCACUUCUUCCACUUUGAUGGGUCCCGGAUCGCCAGUUGGCUGCCGAGUUUUUCAGUCGAGGUGAUGCACACCACCAACAUUCUCGGCAUUACGCAGGCCAGCAACUCGCAGCUGAAUGCCAUGGCUCAUCAGAUUCAAGAAAUGUUUCCCCAGGUUCCAUACCACCUCGUGCUGCAGGACCUCCAGCUGACACGCUCGGUAGAAAUAACAACAGAUAACAUUUUAGAAGGACGGAUUCAAGUACCUUUUCCCACACAGCGCUCAGAUAGCAUCAGGCCUGCAUUGAAUAGUCCUGUGGAAAGGCCAAACGGAGACCAGGAGGAGGGAGAAGUUUCUGUGCAGACUGAGCGUGUGCCGCUAGACCUCAGUCCCCGGCUGGAGGAGGCCUUGGAUUUCGGUGAGGUGGAGGUGGAGCCCAGUGAGGGGGAAGACUUUGAGGCCCGGGGCAGCCGCUUCUCCAAGUCUGCGGACGAGAGGCAGCGCAUGCUGGUCCAGCGUAAGGAUGACCUCCUGCAGCAGGCGCGCAAGCGUUUCCUGAACAGAAGUUCUGAAGUCGACUCAGCCUCUGAGAGCUGCCUCCCGGCAGAAGGCACGACCUCUGACCCCGUGACCCUGCGUCGGAGGAUGCUGGCCGCGGCCGCCGAGCGGAGGCUCCAGAAGCAGCAGACCUCCUAGCGCUCGCCCGCCGCCCCCCGCCGUGGCCUCCAGCAGCGCCGCCGCCCAGGCCCGGCUGCCCUGCUCUGCGCGCGUCCGACGAGGGGCUCGGCCGCGCCGCGCUGUAUAAAGCAUGUGGUCUAAUAGUGUUUGGACGGCUGACAAACUUAAUCCUUUUUUGUAAUACUUUCUAUGUGACAUUUCUCUUCCCUUUAGAAACACUGCACAUUUUAAUUUGAGGCAUGAUCUCUUCUGGCGUUGACUGGACUUCUUAGGGGUGGGGUGACCGAGAGGAAGAGGGCGGCCAGAGACCCCCGAAGCCGGCAGCUCCGAUUCCUGGGUCGCAGCUGCUCGGAGAGGGCACCGCGGCCGCUGACGUCCUUAGCUCCAACUCUGGCAGGCAGGGCAGGGGCAGGGCUCCUAAAGAGCCGUGUGGGGUGUGCGGCCCGGGCCCGACUCCUCCGCCGGGUACUUUGGAUUGUCAGACCUCUGCUCUCAAAACGCUCCCGAGGCCAGAGCCCCAGGCUCCUGGAGCCCCGGGCCGGCAGGGCAUCUUGGAAAGUGACUCUUGGUUUGCCAGGUGGAGCAGAGGAGGGGAAAGGCCAGGGCCAUAGAGUGGGACGAGGCGGCCUGCCGGGUCCCAGUCCAUCUGGGACUGGCCGCCGAGCCCUGACCCGAUAACGCUGGUGCUCCGGCAGCUCAUGAGCACCCCUGCGUGUCUGUCCCCACCUUGGGAGUUCACAGCCCCCCACCCCAGACAUGGGGGCUGAGCAGCAAGCUUUGGGUUAUGGUUUGAAUUCCUUGGGCAAGUAAAUGAGGUGAUGCUGAAGUCUGUGGGUUUGGUCCUUAGAGAAAAGGAGGGCCUUACAAACGGGGCCAGUCACUGUUAGAGGGCUUUCUUGGAGAAAUAAAGAUCUCUUUUGUAUCUUCCCUGGAGCUCUUCAUUUUCAUCACUUUGCUCCUGUUGGUUUCAUUAAACAUAGAAAGGUAAGAUGUUGAAUCCACCUCCCUUGGAGCAGACCCAGGUCCUGAACCUGUUCUUCAAAUUCUUCACACAUUUAACUUUCAGGAUUUGAAACAUGCAAUCACAGGCUACAUAGUUCGGUUUUAUGUCCUCUUGGAUUAAGUUUUUUUUUUUUUGACGUUUUAAAACAUAGUUUUAUGGUAGUCCUUUGGGAAGAACCCAGUAUUAUCUAAAAUUAUUGGCAAAGUUAAAUGUAUUUUACAUAACUAAAGUUUUUGGAAUGUUGACAAGUAAUUGAAAAGAGUGAUGAGUAAAUGUUUAGGCCAAGAUAAUUUAUUUGAAUAAAUCUUUCAAAAGCCUUACCUUGAAAUGCUGUUAGUAGAUUUCUGUGAUUUUUUUAAAAAAUUGGUUUUGUUUUGCUGAGAGCAUAGCUAUUUGUUUUUAUUGUAAAACAAUAAUAAAAACGCAAACUCUU
Messenger RNA from Neomonachus schauinslandi (Hawaiian monk seal), 3486 nucleotides. It is a transcript of the gene AMFR, whose product is annotated as autocrine motility factor receptor. Bases 137 to 2068 code for a protein of 643 amino acids. Gene Ontology annotation, molecular function: ubiquitin binding; ubiquitin protein ligase activity. The record is from RefSeq and is a predicted model, not a curated record. Gene Ontology annotation, cellular component: ubiquitin ligase complex; cytosol; endoplasmic reticulum. The transcript is spliced from 14 exons. Gene Ontology annotation, biological process: endoplasmic reticulum unfolded protein response; ubiquitin-dependent protein catabolic process; protein K48-linked ubiquitination. Lineage: Eukaryota; Metazoa; Chordata; Mammalia; Carnivora; Phocidae.